This is a messenger RNA of Paramecium primaurelia, 2294 nucleotides long. Lineage: Eukaryota; Ciliophora; Oligohymenophorea; Peniculida; Parameciidae. The record is from the annotation of a GenBank genome assembly.
AUGGAUGACAAUGUUGUACCUUAAUAAAUCAUCAAACUAUUAUAUGAUAAAAGUUAGGAUAAGAAACAAUAAGGAUGUCAAUAAUUAAAAUCAUUAGUUCAAUCUUAUGCUUAAAGUGGAAAGGAAUUAUUAAUCAAAUAAAUAAUAGAAACUUUAAAAAUAAAAUUUACAUCUUCUUCAUAAUUGUACCUAAAAAGAUAAGGAAUGUUUGCUAUUUAGACAGUGGCUGAAAUUCUAGUGAAAGAAGUAAUUGUGAUUUUCAUAUAUAGUUUCCAUAAUUAGCUGAAAGAUGUGUUAAAGAUUUGACUUAACCAAUUUUGGAAUGCUUAAAUGAUAAAGAAGACAAGGCUAGAUAAUAUGCUGUUGAAUGUUUGUUGUAAUUAACUAAAAUAAUGAAAACAAUGAUCCUUUUAAAUUUUAAUGAAAUAUUUGAUUAUCAAUUAGGAAGAUCAGCAGAAUAAGAUAAUUAAAUUGUUUAAGCUAUGUUUUUAUUGGAUGCAUAAUUAAAGACUCAAGUUUAAAUAGCAGUUCAAGAAAGAUUUUCAGACCCAGGAAAACCAUGUUAUUUCAAUUUAAACUCUUUUAUGAUUUAGUUAUAGAGUAAAUUAAAAUCAAGAGUAACAUAUGUUCGACAAUUCCUACUUGGAUGGAUUAAGGUUUUAAAUUAAUGUCAUAAUAAUGAUUUAUACAUUUAUUUUCCUAUGAUAUUGGAAGGUAUUUUCAUGAUGUUAGGAGAAUCAAACAAGUAAAAUGAAUUAAUAUCAAUAGGGAAGUUCGUAAUGGUGCAGAUUUAUAAGCAAAUGAAUUUUUGAAAUAAGUAGAAAUUAAAGUAAAUCUUGAUUAAAGAGUAAAUGAAUAGAUUAUAGAAAUUUUAUUGAAAAUUUGUUAAAUGAAAGGAAAUCAAAAUAAUUAUGCUAAAUUAAAUUCUUUAUUAUGGAUUUUUGAAUAUUUAAGAGUAUUUUAAUAAGAAUUAGAAGAAGAAUAAAAAGGGAAAUUGGGAUUUUAGCAUUCAACUUCUCAUAUUAAAUAAGAAGAAUAUCUAAGAAGUAAUACAUCUCCAAUUUCUAAAAAUUAAAUGUAAUAAUUUUUAGGUGGAUUUGAAUCACCUUUAAGAAAAACUAUAUUGAAUAGUUUAAGUUAAAUAUUGGGUCCAAUUCUAAUUUUACUAUCUCAUGAAGAAGAAGAAAUAAGAAAAGCUGCUUAAAAAACAAAUGAAUUGUUAUUAAAAGUUAUGGAAAAAGUCAAAAAUUAAUCUGUAGAAUUUAUGAAUAUUGUACCAACAAUAAAGGAGAUGUUAACUGAUAAAAAAAGUAAUACAGCUGAAUCUGCAUUAAUAUGGAUGAAACACUUAUUAGAAACAUAUUCUGAAUCCCUAUUUCCAACUAUAGAAGAUAUAUUAACAAAAGUAUAUUUCUAAUUAUUUAAAUAGCUAAUUGAUAAAUUGGCAGAUUCAGAAUCUGCUAUAGUCUAAAAUAUUAUGGAUGUAUUGGCAAAUAUAUCAAUGCAUAGUCAAUAUUUUGAAAUUGUUAUUGAUAAAAUAUUGACUAUGCUACAUAAAAAUUAAGAAUAAUCUGAAAAGAAGGGAGAUUAGAUAUUUAAAAAAUUAUGUUCUCUUCUUAAUCCAUAAAAGGUUUAUUUUACAAUAACAGCUAAAUUAUUAGAAAUAUAUUCAGAUAAUGAUGUACUAUUUAUUAGUAAUACUGUUUAAACAUUAACUACUUUAUUAAUUUCAGAAAAAGAAUUAUAAAAUCUAAGAAAUAUAUUGAGAAAUUUAAAACAUGAAAAAGAUGAAAAAUAAAGAUAACAUAAUUAAGAAAUCUUUGAAACACUCUAUAGAACAUUUUGUUACAAUUCUAUGAGUGUAAUUACAUUAUGUUUAUUAUCUGAAGAAUAUGAGUUGGCUUAUAAUAUAAUUAUUAGUUUUUCAGAAGUGGAAGUCAAUUAAUAUAUAUUAUUAGAAAUAGCCUAAUUAAUUAAUGUUCUAGAAACACCAGUAUUCAUUUGUAAUAUAAAUAAAUAUUAAAGUUUUAAGAUUAUAAUUGUUGGAAUAUGAUUCUCAUCCUUUCUUAAUGAAGUGUUUGUUUGGAUUAAUGAUGCUAUUACCCUAAGGACCAGCUUUUAAUAUGCUUAGACAAAGAUUAAAGAAUGUUUCAAAUACUUAAAUUUAGUCUUUAUAAUAAGAUAAGAAAAUGGAAACAGAAGAGUUUUUGGAUAUAUAGAAAUUGCUGACAUAAUUUAGAGAUAUACGACUUUAGUGUAUUAACUAAGAAUCAAAACAAAAAGAUUUAAAUUGA